Sinocyclocheilus grahami is the source of this 965-nucleotide messenger RNA. RefSeq names its product transcription factor 7-like. NCBI's taxonomy places the organism in Eukaryota, Metazoa, Chordata, Actinopteri, Cypriniformes, Cyprinidae. Gene Ontology annotation, molecular function: RNA polymerase II cis-regulatory region sequence-specific DNA binding; DNA-binding transcription factor activity, RNA polymerase II-specific. The record is from RefSeq and is a predicted model, not a curated record. Gene Ontology annotation, cellular component: beta-catenin-TCF complex; chromatin. Gene Ontology annotation, biological process: canonical Wnt signaling pathway; regulation of transcription by RNA polymerase II. The transcript is spliced from 8 exons. The coding region runs from base 20 to 790 and encodes 256 amino acids.
GUCGGUGGUCCAGCAGGGGAUGCAUCCUCUGACGCCGCUGCUGCCCUACGAUCACUUCAACCCCAGUCCUCCACACAUUCCCACAGACGUCAGCCAGAAACCAGGUGUUCACAGGCAUCAGUCGCAGGAAAUCUCCGGUUUCUACUCGCUGCCUCAAGGCCAGAUCACUCCGUCCAUGAACUGGCCCAAUCAGCCUGUCUAUCCUCUGCCCUCCUGCGGCUUCAGACAGUCCUUCUCCUCCAGCCUCCAGAGCAGCUCCUCCUUCCCCAGGUUCUCUCAUUCUCUGAUGCUUCAGUCCGGCAUGCACCCUACAGGCAUCCCACACCCCGCGAUAGUGCCUCCGUCCGGCAAACACGAGCACGACCAGUUCGACAGGAGCAUUUACACAAGUUCUAGAGCAAAUUACCUUCUGUUUGGUCCUGUGAGAUCUGGAAUUGCCUUCAAAUCUCAUGCAGAGUUGAAGCGCGAGAAGGAGCCCAAGAAGCCGGUGAUCAAGAAGCCGCUGAACGCGUUCAUGCUCUACAUGAAGGAGAUGCGGGCCAAAGUCAUCGCUGAGUGCACGCUGAAGGAGAGCGCCGCCAUCAACCAGAUCCUGGGCCGACGGUGGCACGCUCUGACCCGCGAGGAACAGGCCAAGUACUAUGAACUAGCGCGGAAGGAGCGACAGCUUCACAUGCAGCUUUAUCCCAGCUGGUCGGCCCGUGACAACUACGGCAAAAAGAAGCGAAGGAAACGAGACAAGCAGCAGGACCCUGGCACAGGUACAUGUUUGUGUUUUCACAUGCAUUGAGUGCAUUAAGAGUGAGUUCUGCACAGAUCAUGAGGAACAUUCUUCUGUUUCACAUACAAAAAUAUCAAAGAUCAAACUGAUCAUUGAAACUGAAUUCUGACUGGACGAGCCACGUUCCGAUCGCACACCUGUGACGCAACACUAGUGCAUUAUAUCACUCAGCAGAAGAAUUAGA